Messenger RNA from Pogoniulus pusillus (Red-fronted tinkerbird), 769 nucleotides. It is a transcript of the gene TM4SF19, whose product is annotated as transmembrane 4 L six family member 19. Bases 71 to 769 code for a protein of 232 amino acids. Gene Ontology annotation, cellular component: membrane. The record is from RefSeq and is a predicted model, not a curated record. The transcript is spliced from 5 exons. NCBI's taxonomy places the organism in Eukaryota, Metazoa, Chordata, Aves, Piciformes, Lybiidae.
AUGACCGACGUGGGUGGACCUCUGGGUGGAGGAGGAAGAUGUGCACAUUAUAAAUAGUCCCCCAUAGGUGAUGCCUCCGGGACAGGGCUCAUUCGAGCGGCAGGCGCUGCUGGUUCCAUGCGGCAUCGCUCCCGGGGUGGCCAUGUGUGUGAGGAAGUGCAGCCGGAUCGUGGGGCCCUGUCUGCUGGUGCUGGGUGUGCUCUCCAUGGCAGCCAACAUCCUCCUGCUCUUCCCUGGCUGGGCACUGCAGUACCUGCUGGAAGGGCACAUCAGCAAGCAUGCCAAGGCCAUGCCAGGUGUCUGGGGAGGAGGCAUCAGCGUGCUGCUGGCAGCGACCCACAUCACAGCCGUGGGGUGGCAAUGCACCGGCUGCUCCGACUGCGGCACUCGUCGCAACGCUUUCAUCUCAGCCGUGCUCUCCAAGCUGGCACUCCUGGGUGCUGCUGCCUGCUUCGUCCUUUCCGGGGUGGGUUUGACCAAUGGACCUCUCUGCUUCUACAAUGCCUCCACACAUGGCCAUGGGAACGACACCCUCUGGGGCUACCCCUUCCUGGACACUGGCAGCCAGGUGCCUGACCUCAGGACAGAGGAUUACCUGCACAAUCAUCACACAUGGAGCAUCUGCCUAGAGCCAGAGGGCAUUGUGGCCUGGAACACUGUCCUCUUCUCCCUCCUGCUGCUCAUCAGUGCUGCUGAGAUGGUGCUGGCCUCUCUUCAGAUCCUCAACGGCUGCCUUGGGUGCCUCUGCGGCUUUUGUGAGAAGAAGUAG